This is a messenger RNA of Homo sapiens (human), 9020 nucleotides long. RefSeq names its product PZP alpha-2-macroglobulin like (gene PZP). Gene Ontology annotation, molecular function: endopeptidase inhibitor activity. Lineage: Eukaryota; Metazoa; Chordata; Mammalia; Primates; Hominidae. Bases 55 to 4557 code for a protein of 1500 amino acids. The transcript is spliced from 36 exons. The record is from RefSeq and is a predicted model, not a curated record. Gene Ontology annotation, cellular component: extracellular region.
AGGGCGAGGCUGAGGGCAGAGAGUUGGACACAACCCUGAGAUUUAUCCCUCACAAUGCGGAAAGACAGACUUCUUCAUUUAUGUCUUGUGCUACUUCUUAUCCUGCUUUCUGCCAGUGACUCAAACUCUACAGAACCGCAGUAUAUGGUGCUGGUCCCCUCCCUGCUCCACACUGAGGCCCCUAAGAAGGGCUGUGUCCUUCUGAGCCACCUGAAUGAGACAGUGACUGUAAGUGCUUCCUUGGAGUCUGGCAGGGAAAACAGGAGCCUCUUCACUGACCUGGUGGCGGAGAAGGACUUAUUCCACUGUGUCUCCUUCACUCUCCCAAGGAUCUCAGCCUCUUCAGAGGUGGCAUUCCUUAGCAUCCAGAUAAAGGGGCCUACGCAAGAUUUCAGGAAGAGGAACACAGUUCUGGUACUGAACACCCAAAGUCUGGUCUUUGUCCAGACAGACAAACCCAUGUAUAAACCAGGACAGACAGUAAGAUUCCGUGUUGUCUCCGUGGAUGAAAAUUUUCGCCCUCGAAAUGAACUGAUUCCACUGAUAUACCUUGAGAACCCAAGAAGAAAUCGAAUUGCACAAUGGCAGAGUCUCAAGCUAGAAGCUGGCAUCAAUCAGUUGUCCUUUCCCCUCUCAUCAGAGCCCAUUCAGGGCUCCUACAGGGUGGUGGUACAGACAGAAUCAGGUGGAAGGAUACAGCACCCCUUCACCGUGGAGGAAUUUGUGCUUCCCAAGUUUGAGGUCAAAGUUCAGGUGCCAAAGAUAAUCAGUAUCAUGGAUGAAAAAGUGAACAUAACAGUCUGUGGAGAAUACACUUAUGGGAAGCCUGUCCCAGGACUUGCAACUGUGAGCCUGUGUAGAAAAUUAUCUCGUGUUCUUAAUUGUGACAAGCAGGAGGUCUGUGAGGAAUUCAGUCAACAGCUUAACAGCAAUGGCUGCAUCACCCAACAAGUACACACCAAAAUGCUCCAGAUUACAAAUACGGGCUUUGAAAUGAAGCUUAGAGUGGAAGCCAGGAUCAGAGAAGAGGGGACAGACCUGGAAGUCACUGCAAACAGGAUCAGUGAAAUCACAAACAUUGUAUCCAAACUCAAAUUCGUGAAAGUGGAUUCACACUUUAGACAAGGAAUCCCCUUUUUUGCACAGGUGCUUCUGGUGGAUGGAAAAGGUGUGCCCAUCCCCAAUAAACUCUUCUUCAUCUCUGUGAAUGACGCCAAUUAUUACUCCAAUGCAACCACCAAUGAGCAGGGUCUUGCACAGUUUUCAAUCAAUACUACCAGUAUCUCGGUUAAUAAACUUUUUGUCCGGGUUUUCACUGUGCAUCCCAACUUGUGUUUUCACUAUUCAUGGGUAGCAGAAGACCACCAGGGUGCUCAGCACACUGCAAAUCGUGUUUUCUCCUUAAGUGGAAGUUACAUUCACCUGGAGCCUGUGGCUGGUACCCUGCCCUGUGGCCACACGGAGACUAUCACGGCACACUAUACACUGAAUAGACAGGCCAUGGGAGAGUUAUCGGAGCUCAGUUUCCAUUACCUGAUCAUGGCUAAGGGAGUCAUCGUCAGAUCUGGAACCCACACUCUGCCUGUGGAGUCAGGAGACAUGAAAGGCAGUUUUGCCUUAUCCUUCCCUGUGGAGUCAGACGUUGCCCCCAUUGCACGAAUGUUCAUCUUUGCCAUUUUACCAGAUGGAGAAGUUGUUGGAGACUCUGAAAAAUUUGAGAUUGAAAACUGUCUAGCCAACAAGGUGGAUUUGAGCUUCAGCCCAGCACAAAGUCCCCCAGCCUCACAUGCCCACCUGCAAGUAGCAGCUGCUCCGCAGUCCCUCUGUGCCCUUCGUGCUGUGGACCAAAGUGUGCUGCUCAUGAAGCCUGAGGCUGAGCUCUCUGUGUCCUCAGUAUAUAAUCUGCUAACUGUGAAGGAUCUCACCAAUUUUCCUGACAAUGUGGACCAGCAGGAGGAAGAACAAGGACACUGUCCCCGUCCUUUCUUCAUUCAUAAUGGAGCCAUCUAUGUUCCCUUAUCAAGUAAUGAAGCAGAUAUUUAUAGCUUCCUCAAGGGGAUGGGAUUGAAGGUGUUCACUAACUCAAAAAUCCGAAAACCAAAGUCGUGUUCAGUCAUCCCUUCCGUGUCUGCAGGAGCAGUAGGUCAAGGAUACUAUGGAGCAGGUCUAGGAGUAGUAGAGAGACCAUAUGUUCCUCAAUUAGGCACAUAUAAUGUGAUACCCUUAAAUAAUGAACAAAGUUCAGGGCCAGUCCCUGAAACGGUGCGAAGCUAUUUUCCUGAGACUUGGAUCUGGGAGUUGGUGGCAGUGAACUCAUCAGGUGUGGCUGAGGUAGGAGUAACAGUCCCUGACACCAUCACCGAGUGGAAGGCAGGGGCCUUCUGCCUGUCCGAAGAUGCUGGACUUGGUAUCUCUUCCACUGCCUCUCUCCGAGCCUUCCAGCCCUUCUUUGUGGAGCUCACAAUGCCUUACUCUGUGAUUCGUGGAGAGGUCUUCACACUCAAGGCCACGGUCCUAAACUACCUUCCCAAAUGCAUCCGGGUCAGUGUGCAGCUGAAAGCCUCUCCAGCCUUCCUAGCUUCCCAAAAUACAAAGGGAGAAGAAUCCUAUUGUAUCUGUGGAAAUGAGAGACAAACCUUGUCUUGGACAGUGACUCCUAAAACUCUGGGGAAUGUGAACUUCUCAGUGAGUGCAGAGGCAAUGCAGUCCUUAGAACUCUGUGGAAAUGAGGUUGUUGAGGUCCCUGAGAUUAAAAGAAAAGACACAGUCAUCAAAACCCUGUUGGUGGAGGCUGAAGGUAUUGAGCAAGAAAAGACUUUCAGUUCUAUGACCUGUGCCUCAGGUGCUAAUGUGUCUGAGCAGUUGUCCUUGAAGCUCCCAUCAAAUGUGGUCAAAGAAUCUGCCAGAGCUUCUUUCUCAGUUCUGGGUGACAUAUUAGGUUCUGCUAUGCAAAAUAUACAAAAUCUCCUCCAGAUGCCAUAUGGCUGUGGAGAACAGAACAUGGUCCUAUUUGCUCCUAACAUCUAUGUCUUGAACUAUCUGAAUGAAACCCAGCAGCUGACGCAGGAGAUCAAGGCCAAGGCCGUUGGCUAUCUCAUCACUGGUUACCAGAGACAGCUGAACUACAAACACCAAGAUGGCUCCUACAGCACCUUUGGGGAACGAUAUGGCAGGAACCAGGGCAACACUUGGCUCACAGCUUUUGUACUGAAGACUUUCGCCCAGGCUCGAUCCUACAUCUUCAUUGAUGAAGCACACAUUACCCAAUCUCUCACGUGGCUCUCCCAGAUGCAGAAGGACAAUGGCUGUUUCAGGAGCUCUGGGUCACUGCUCAACAAUGCCAUAAAGGGAGGUGUAGAAGAUGAAGCGACCCUCUCCGCCUAUGUUACUAUUGCCCUUCUGGAAAUUCCUCUCCCAGUCACUAACCCUAUUGUUCGCAAUGCCCUGUUCUGCCUGGAGUCAGCCUGGAAUGUAGCAAAGGAGGGGACCCAUGGGAGCCAUGUCUACACCAAGGCAUUGCUGGCCUAUGCUUUUUCCCUACUGGGAAAGCAAAAUCAGAAUAGAGAAAUACUGAACUCACUUGAUAAGGAAGCUGUGAAAGAAGACAACCUCGUCCAUUGGGAGCGCCCUCAGAGACCCAAGGCACCAGUGGGGCAUCUUUACCAAACCCAGGCUCCCUCUGCUGAGGUGGAGAUGACAUCCUAUGUGCUCCUCGCUUAUCUCACGGCCCAGCCAGCCCCCACCUCAGGGGACCUGACCUCUGCAACUAACAUUGUGAAGUGGAUCAUGAAGCAGCAGAACGCCCAAGGUGGUUUCUCCUCCACCCAGGACACAGUGGUGGCUCUCCAUGCCCUGUCCAGGUAUGGAGCAGCCACUUUCACCAGAACUGAGAAAACUGCACAGGUCACCGUUCAGGAUUCACAGACCUUUUCUACAAAUUUCCAAGUAGACAACAACAACCUCCUAUUACUGCAGCAGAUCUCAUUGCCAGAGCUCCCUGGAGAAUAUGUCAUAACAGUAACUGGGGAAAGAUGUGUGUAUCUUCAGACAUCCAUGAAAUACAAUAUUCUUCCAGAGAAAGAGGACUCCCCAUUUGCUUUAAAAGUGCAGACUGUGCCCCAAACUUGCGAUGGACACAAAGCCCACACCAGCUUUCAGAUCUCACUGACCAUCAGUUACACAGGAAACCGUCCUGCUUCCAAUAUGGUGAUUGUUGAUGUAAAGAUGGUAUCUGGUUUUAUUCCCCUGAAACCAACAGUAAAAAUGCUUGAAAGAUCUAGCUCUGUGAGCCGGACAGAAGUGAGCAACAACCAUGUCCUCAUUUAUGUGGAACAGGUGACAAAUCAGACGCUAAGUUUUUCCUUCAUGGUUCUGCAAGACAUCCCAGUAGGAGACUUGAAGCCAGCAAUUGUUAAAGUCUAUGAUUACUAUGAGACAGGUAUUAAAGACCCUAAAAUGACUUCUGGUGGCCUGGGAUUCCUUGGGAAAACAGAAAAGUUGCCACAAAUCCCAUUUGGGGAAAAACCUUUGUUUUCGUUGUGGAACCCCUGGAAUUAGAGAACAUGAUUUGAAAAACUGGUUAUUUUACCAAGGCUUUGACUGGAGAGGUGUGCUGUCCUUUAAGGAAUCAAACUUGACUUAUGGAGCCAAUAAAACUCUCGGGAAACUGGCCUCAUAUUUUAUGUGCACAGUCCCUGUACAGGGUUUCUGACCUGUGGUAAGUAAAGAAUGUCACUUUCUGACAGGCCAGUACCCCCAAGUUAUCUUGGAACCUCAGGAGGAGAGGAAUUCACCCAACUCAUAGGUAUUUAAUGGUACAAUUCCAUGACUGGGCUCAGCUUUAAAAGGCCUUAUCUCAGAUUCCUUCUAUGGAACAAAAUUCCAUCAAUGCCAGUUUAAAAGGCCUAGGUAACAAAUAAUUAUUCUUGCUGCACUGUAUGCAAAUAAUUAAACCAAGUAUAAUAAUGCAAACCAUUCCUACCAUGAUUUAUUUUUUAAUAACGGUUACUGGCAGAAAAUAACACGUGGCCCUUUCCAAACAUGUGCCUCUGCCUCUCAUUAGGUAAGGAAUGUUGCUUCUAUCUCAACCAAUUGGGCCGAGUAAGAAACACUGCUAAAUAACUUAAAGAAAGGGCCAAAGAGCUAAGGGAAUUCCAAAACAACCAAAUGGAUUCUUGAUUUGGGAAAAAAACCAUAGCAUGGGUCAUCCCAUUCCUGGGCCCCCCCCUACUACUAUGCCUAGGACUAAUGUUCUUACCCUGCCUAAUUAAUCUUUUCCAGAGAUUUUUAACUGACAGGAUCAUGGCCAUUUCACAGACAACUACCCAAAAACUGCCCCAAAGGGCAUCAGCCUAAUGGCUAAUGUCAGCAUGACCAUAAACCACAAAUGACAUCUCUGACCAGAAACAUUCCAACACGAAAAUAAACCCCUCCCCAGCCAGAGACAUGCCCAUCCCAAGAUAACCUCCUCUCCGGCCAGAGAGAUGCAGCCCCAAGAUAACCUCCCCUCUGACCAGAGACAUUCCAACCCCACAAUAAACUUCUCCUCCACACAGAAACAUUCCAAGCCUGUGAUAAGCUCUCUUACCCUAAAACCCUUAAAUACUCUUAGUCUGUAAGAGAGAGUGGUCCUGACCAAAAAUUGGUCAGAAUCCCCUCUCAGGUUUAUUCUCCAAAAUAAACCUGUCUUUCACUGUUGAGCCAUUUUUCAUGUUUCUUUCCUCUUUCUUUAACUCUUACAGGAGGAGUGGCUACACUUAUAUCAGAUAAAAUAGACUGAGUUAAAAACUGUUACAAGAGACCAAAAGGGAAAUUUUAUAAUGAUAAAAGGGUCAAUUCAACAGGAAUAUAUAACAAUUACAAUUAUAUAUGCAUCCAACAGUAGAACACCUAAAUAUAUAAAGCAAACAUUGGAAAAACAGAAAAGAGAAAUAGGGAGCAAUAAAAUAAUAGUAGGAAACUUCAAUACUAUUUGCAAUAAUGGAUACAUCAUUCAGACAGAAAUCUGUAUCCAUAAGAAAACAGCAGACUUGAAUAACACAAUAGACCAAAUGGACCAAACAGACAUAUGCAGAAUAUUCCACCAAACAGCAGCUGAAUACAUACUCUUCUCAUGUGCACUCAGAUCCUUCCCCAGGAUAAGUCACAUAUUAAGUCACAAAAUAAGUUAUAACAAAUUUAGAAAGAUUGAAAUCACACCAAGUGUCUUUCUGGCCACAACAAAAUUAAACUAUAAAUCAAUAACAGAAGGAAGACUGGAAAAAUAAAAAAUACAUAGAUAUUAAACAACAGACUCUUGAAAAGUCAUUGAGUGAAAGAAGGAAUCAAGAAGGAAUUUAAAGUGCCUUAAUACAAAUGAAAACAAAAAUAAAAAACACUAAAAUUAUGGUAUUCAGCAAAAGCACUAUUAAGAAGGAGGUUUACUGUGAUAAAUACCUACAUUAACAAAGAACAAAGAUCUAAAAUAAUCAACCCAAAUUUAUACUUCAAGAGGCUAGAAAAAGAACAAACUAAGCUCAAAAUUAGCAGAGAAAGAAAUAACAAAAAUUAGAGAAGAAAUAAAUAAAACAAGAAAAGAAAAAAAUCAAAGAGGCUCAGUGGGUUUUUUGAAAAAAAUAAUUAACACACCCUUAUUUAGACUAAAAAAAAAGAAAUGAAAGAAGAUACAUUAUAACUGCUCUUUUAGAAAUAAAAAUGAUCAUAAGUGAACAAAUAUGUCAACUAAUCGAAUAACCUAGAAGAAUUGUGUAAAUUCCCAAAUACACAAAACAUGUCAAAAGUAAAAAUCAAGAAAGUUUGAACAGACCUAUCAUUAGUAUGGAGAUUUAAUGAAUAACAAAAAUCCUUCUAACAAAUAAAAACCCAGGAUCAGAUAGCUUCACAGGUAGAUUCUAAUACACAUUUUUUUAAAAAAGUGCCAAUCAGUCUCAAAUGCUUCCAAAAAGUGAGAGAACACUUCCAAACUCAUUUUAUAAGGCCAGUAGCACACUGCUACCAAAGCCAGACAAGGACACUACAAGAAAAAAAAAAUGACAGGCCAAUAUCUCUGAUGAAUAUAGAUGCAAAAAAUAUUUUAAAAAUAUUAGGAAAUAGAAUCCAACAGCACAUUAAAGGGAUCAUACAUCAUGACCAAGUAGUAUUUAUUCCCAGGAUGCAAGGAUGGUUCAGUAUGUAUAAAUUUGUACCACAUUCACAGAAUAAAGGGAAAAAAAAUCACAUAAUUAUAUAAAUACAAGCAGAGAAAGCAUUUGACAAAAUUCAACAUUCUUUCAUGUUAAAAACUCUCAAGAAACUAUAAAUAGGAGAGUAUCUCAACAUAAUACAGGCUAUAUAUGAAAGGCCCAUAGAUAAUAUCAGACUCAACGGUGAAAAGUUGAAAGCUUUUCCUUUAAGAACAGGAGCAAGGCAAUGAUGCCCACUCUUGCCACUUUUAUUCAAUAUAGAACCAAAGCCCUAGCCAGAACAGUUAGGUAAGAAAAAUAAAUUAAAGCCUACCAAAUCAGAAAGGAAGAGAUAAACUUUUUCCUGUUUGCUGAUGCCAUUAUAUUAUGUAUUAAAAAUCCCAAAGGCUCCAUUUUAAAAAACUGUUAAAACUAAUACACAAAUACAGUAAGAUUGCAAGCUACAAAAUCAACUUACAAAAAUCAGUUGCAUUUCUAUACACUAGCAAUAAACUCUGAAAAGGAAAUUAAGACAACAAUCCCAUUUACAAUAGCACAAAAAAGAAUUAAAUACUUAAGGAAAAACUUUUCCAAGGAAGUGAAAGACCUGUGUCUGGAAACAAAAACAUUGAUGAAAGAAAUUAAGACACAAUUAAAUAAAAAUAUAUACCAUGUUCAUUGAUUGGAAGAUUUACUAUUGUCAAAAUAACCAUAAUAUCAAAAGCAAUCUAUAGAUUCAAUGCAACCCCUGUCAAAAUCACAUUGGUAUUGUUUAAAAAAAUAGAAAAGGAAAUCCUAAAAUUUAUAGGGAAUGAGAAAACACCACAAAUAACAAAAUCAAUCUUGAGAAAGAAGAAGAAAGCUGGAGGACUCACACUUCCUAAUUUCAAAAUUUAGUACAAAACCACAGUAAUCAAAACAGUAUGGUGCUGGCAUAAAGACAGAUAAACAUCAAUGACAGAAUAGAGAUCUCAGGAAUAAAUGCACCCAUAAAAGGUCAACUGGUCUUUGACAAGGGUACCAAGAAUACACUAGGGGGAAUGGAUAGUCCCUUCAACAAAUGGUGUGGAGAAAACUGUAUAUCCAUAAGCAAAACAAUAAAAUUUGAUGUUUAUCUUACACCAUACACAAGAAUUAACUCAAAGUGGAUUAAAGACAUAAAAGUAAGGCCUGAAACUGUAAAACUGAUAUAAGAAAAAAUAAAAGACAUGCUUUAUGAUCUUGGUCUUGGCAAUGAUUUCUUGGAUAUGACACCAAAAUCACAGACAACGAAAACAAAAACAAAUAAGUUGAACUAUGUCAAACUGGAAAGCUCUUGCAAAGCAAAGGAAUAAUCAACAAAGUGAAAAGACAACAUAUGGAAUGGUAGAAAAUAUUUGCAAACCAUGUGUCUGACAAGGGGUUGCUAUCCAAAACAUAUAAGCAACUCCUACAACUCAACUCAACAGCAAAAAAACUAAUAACAUGACUUUAAAAUGGGCAAGGAUCUGAGUAGACAUCUUUCAAAAGAAAACAUACAAAUGGCCAAUAGGUAUAUGAAAAAAUGCUCAAUGCCACUAAUCAGGGAAAUGCAAAUCAAAACCACAAUGAGAUAUCGCUUCACACAUGUCAGGAUGCCUAUUAUCAAAUAAAAGACAACAAGUGGUUGGCAAAGAUGUGGAGAAAACUGGAAUCUUUGUAUACUGUUGGUGUUAAUGCAAAAUGGUGCAACUGCUAUGGAAACAUGGUGUAUAUAUUCAUCUAUAUUUGUAUAUAUGUAUAUGCAUAUUAUAUAUACAUGCAUAUAUAUAUGCACACAUAUAUGCACACACACAUGCACAAUGGAAUAUUGCCUUUUUUAAAUGCCAAGAUAAGAAACAA